Molecule: messenger RNA, 5856 nt
Organism: Magnolia sinica
Lineage: Eukaryota; Viridiplantae; Streptophyta; Magnoliopsida; Magnoliales; Magnoliaceae
Product: DNA-directed RNA polymerase V subunit 1-like
Exons: 19
Coding region: 193-5646 (1817 amino acids)
Biological process (GO): DNA-templated transcription
Cellular component (GO): RNA polymerase II, core complex
Molecular function (GO): DNA binding
Source: RefSeq, a predicted model, not a curated record
GCAAAACCAAAUCUCCAACGCCCUUAGCAAGCGCGGUUAAUGCCAUCUCUCUCUACUGCUGCUUGCUUGCAGCUGCUCUGAGAAUCGGUCUUCUCCUUCUUGAAAUCGAAGGAAUUUGAGGCUCUUUUCGGCAGAUGCAGGUACUUGGUUGCAGUUCUUGAUUGCGAUGCAACUGUAAGGACACACAAAGAGAUGGAGGAGAGUACAACAUCAACCCUUGCUAUAGAUGGAAGAAUAUGUGGUAUCCGAUUUAGUAUAUCCACAGUUGAGGAAAUUUGUACAUCGUCUAUAAGUGGCUGUCCGAUUAGCCAUCCCAGUCAGCUCACGAAUCCUUUCCUCGGCCUACCAUUGGAGUCAGGGAAAUGCGAAUCCUGUGGGACGUCUGAACAUGGAAAGUGCGAAGGUCAUUUUGGAUACAUAAAAUUGCCAAUACCGAUAUAUCAUCCAUCCCAUGUCAGUGGAUUGAAACAUAUUUUAAGCUUGGUGUGCUUAAAGUGCUUGAAGCUUAAAAAGGGAAAGGUAUUGCACAGCCAUGGAAAAAAAAGAUCCACAAAUACUUCAUGUUCUUGUCUGGAUGUUUCGGCAAUUUCAGUUAAGGAAGUAAAAACAACAGAUGGUGCUCUUUGCUUGGAAUUGAAACUGCCAUCUAGGUCAAGGCUGCGUGAUGGUUUUUGGAACUUUCUAGAUAGAUAUGGGUUCCAUCAUGGUGGCGAGUCCUUGUGUCGCCCCUUGCUUCCUUAUGAGGUGCUGCAAAUUUUGAAAAAUUUCCCAGAAGAGACAAAAAGAAAACUAGCUGUGAAGGGGUACUUUCCCCAAAAUGGGUUUAUUUUGCAAUGCCUGCCUGUUCCCCCAAACUGUUUGUCUGUGCCAGAUAUUUCCAAUGGAACUACUAUCAUGUCUUCUGAUAUUACUUCAUCCAUGCUUAGAAAAGUUCUUAACAAAGUUGAAAUCAUCAAUAGAUCAAGAUCUGGUUCUCCAAACUUUGAGUCAUAUCAAAUUGAGGCUAAUGACUUGCAGUCAGCUAUUGCACAGUAUAUGAACCUCAGGGGCACCACAAAGGCACCUCAUGACAUUACUAGGAAGUAUGGGGCUGUUAAAGGGGUUGAUGAUUCUUCCACAAAGGCAUGGCUUGAAAAGAUGCGGACACUGUUUAUCAGGAAGGGAUCGGGGUUCUCUUCUCGUAGUGUGAUUACUGGGGAUGCAUAUAAAGGGAUUCAUGAAAUUGGUUUACCAUUAGAAAUUGCCCAAAAGAUCACUUUUGAAGAGAAGGUCACGGCAUACAACAUGGAUCAUUUACAGAAACUAGUGGAUGACAAAUUAUGUGUAACAUACAGAGAUGGUUCAGCCACUUAUGCAAUUAGGGAAGGUUCAAAAGGUCAUACAUAUUUGAAAGUUGGUCAAAUCAUAAAUAGGCGUAUUAUGGACGGAGACAUUGUUUUCAUUAAUAGGCCACCUAGUACUCAUAAACAUUCAUUACAAGCAUUUUCUGUCUAUGUGCAUGACGACCAUACUGUUAAGAUCAAUCCUCUUAUUUGUGCUCCCCUAGGUGCGGAUUUUGAUGGGGAUUGUGUUCAUAUAUUUUAUCCACAGUCUCUAGCAGCAAAGGCAGAAGUUUUGGAGCUGUUUAGUGUUGAAAAGCAAAUCCGUAGUUCUCAUAGUGGUAGUCUGAAUUUACAACUGGUGCAUGAUUCUUUAUUGUCACUUAAACUCAUGUUUAAGACUUUUUUCUUGAACAAAGCGACUGCGCAACAAUUGGCUAUGUGUGUUUCACCAGUUUUACCAGAACCUGCUUUGCUUAAGGCUCACCGUACAGGUCCUCUGUGGACUGUUUUGCAAAUAGUACAGAGUGCUUUACCUGCGUUUUUUGACUGCUUUGGGGAGAGGCAUUUGAUCAGUAAAAGUGAAAUGGUGAGGAUUGAUUUCAAUAGAGAUUUACUGCAGUCAUCAUUCACAGAGAUUGUUACUUCUGUUCUUGACAAGAAGGGAACAGAAGAGGCUGUUAAGUUCUUUAAUAUGUUGCAGCCGUUGCUGAUGGAGAUUCUCUUUUUAGAAGGAUAUAGUGUUGGCUUGAAUGAUUUUGACAUUCCCAAGGCCGUUACUGAAGAUAUAAAGAAGAAGAUUCAGGACAUAUCACCUUUGCUACUUCACUUGAGAUCAAAUUACAAUGAACUUGUAGAGUUGCAAGUGGAAAGCUACCUGAAAACUGUAAAACUGCCUAUCGUGACUCGUAUUCUAAAGUUAUCUGCUUUGGGUAAUUUGAUAGAUUCUAAAAAUGAUUCAGCUAUCAGUAAGGUUGUUCAACAACUUGGCUUUUUGGGGCUUCAACUUUAUGACCGAGGGAAGUUUUAUUCAAGGCGUUUAGUUGAGGAUAUGAGUUUCCACUUCCAAAAUAAGUAUUCUGUUAAUGGUGUUGACUAUCCUUCUGAGGCAUUUGGGUUAGUUAAGAGCUCCUUUUUUCAAGGUCUGACCCCCUAUGAAGAGUUGGUCCAUUCCAUAUCAUCCAGGGAAGUGUUGAUCCGUUCUUCCAGAGGACUUACUGAACCAGGAACUUUGUUUAAAAAUCUAAUGGCCACACUUAGAGAUGUCGUUAUCUGUUAUGAUGGGACAGUGAGAAACCUCUGCAGCAAUUCUAUAAUUCAAUUUGAGUAUGGACAGGUGGACGAAAAUAGUCCUGGAAGUUCUCUUGCUGGUGAACCGGUUGGUGUAUUAGCUGCUACUGCAGUAUCAAAUCCUGCAUAUAAAGCAGUUCUUGAUUCUUCUCAGAGCAACAACUCUUCAUGGGAAUCGAUGAAGGAAAUACUUUUGUGCAAAGUUAACUUCAAGAAUGAUAUUAUUGAUCGGAGAGUUAUUCUAUAUUUGAAUGAGUGCUUCUGCGGGAAAAUGCAUUGCAAGGAGAAUGCAGCAUAUUUAGUUCAGAAUCGUUUGAAAAAAGUCACUUUAAAGGAUGUUGCUUUUGACUUCUCCAUUGAAUACCAAAGGCAUCGACAAAUACCUGAAAGUUCAGAAGCGGAUACAGGCCUUGUUGGCCACAUUCACCUUGAUAAGAUGCGCUUGAAAGGACUCGACCGGAGCAUGGAUGAGAUCCUGCACUCUUGUCAAGAGGUUAUAAAUUGCUUUGGGAGAAAGAAGCACGCUCUUUCACCUUUUUUUAAGAAGAUUUAUUUGUCUUCCUGCGAAUGUUGCACACUUCAGCAACAAUGUGAUGAGAAGUGGUCUCAGCUGCCAUGCCUGCAGUUCUUCUACAAAGAUGGAAAUGGUGGUCCGCAGGGUGAGCAGGGUGAUACGAUUGAGAAAACUUUGCAGAUCAUGGCUGAAGCUAUCUGCCCAAUUUUGUUGGGGACUCUGGUUAAUGGUGACCCUCGAGUGCAUAUGGCCAACAUUAUUUGGAUUGGUUCAGAUUCGACAACUUGGGUGAGAAAUGAUGGGAAGUUGCGGAAGGGUGAGGUAGCUGUUGAAGUGGUCAUUGAGAAAGAUGCAGCCAAAAAAAGCGGUGAUGCUUGGAGGGUAGCCAUGGAUUCAUGCCUACCUGUGAUGCACUUAAUCGACACGAGGAGAUCGACACCAUAUGGUGUUCAACAAAUUCAAAACCUGCUCGGAAUUUCAUGUGCUUUUGGUCAGUCAGUUCAGCGACUGUCAACAUCUAUAAAAAUGGUUGCAAAAGGCGUGCUAAAAGAACAUCUUAUGCUUGUGGCAAAUAGCAUGACAUGCAGUGGAAAUCUUAUUGGUUUCAAUACUGCUGGCUACAAGGCCCUGUUUCACUCUUUGAAUGUUCAAGUCCCAUUUACAGCAGCCACAUUAUUUAGGCCAAUUAAAUGUUUUGAGAGAGCAGCUGAAAGGUGUCACACGGAUUCACUAUCCAGUAUAGUUGCAUCAUGUUCUUGGGGUAAACAUGUCGCCGUUGGCACAGGAACACCUUUCCAGAUUAUGUGGAGCAAGAAAGAGGUGGCAUCAAAUCUAGAUGUUGUAACAGAUGUGUAUGAUUUCCUCCAUUUGGUAAGCACUAUUUCUAGUGAAAAAGAAGUAAGCAAUGAAUGUCUAGGUGCAGAUGUUGAUGAUCUUUACGAGGAAAAUGGAAACAUGGAGUUUUGUCCUUCACCGGAGCUCAACUCAGCAUCUGAGAAGCCAACGUUUGAUGACUCUGCUGAGAUUCAGCGCAACUUGGAGGAUACGGAACUUGAGAAUGGGAAAGCUAACAUGUCAUGCUGGGGACAAGCUGCAGCUGCAGAAGUGAAAUCAAAUGGUUGGGGUGGCUGGGAUGUUGAUAAACAUCCCAAUUCAAGCAAAAAUGAUAUAACACCAUCCAAAACAAGUGUUUGGUCUAGUUGGGAUACUGAUAAAAUGGAAACACAGGCAACUCAACCUAUCCAAUCAUCAGAAUUGCCUGGAACCAGUUCUUGGAAUGGUAUUGGAGAUGCGAAAAAGAAGCACCAUACGCAAUCAGAUCAGUCUAAUGCCUGGGGUUGCUGGGGCAGUAAUAGUGUGGGAGAUGCGGAAAAGAUGCACCAGACGCAAGCAGACCAGCCUAUUGCUCACGGUGGCUGGGACAGUAAUAGCAUGGGAGAUGUGAAAAAGCACCAGACACAGUCAGAUCAGUCUAAUGCAUGGGGUGGCUGGAGUAGUAAUAAAAAGGAAACACAGGCAAGUGAAUCUAAAAGACCAACAGCAGAGGAGUGUCCUGUAUUUAAUUCUUGGAAUAGAACAGAAGUGCAAAAGAAGCAGCCUGUUCAAUCUGAUCAAUCUACUCCCUGGGGAGGUUGGAAAUCAAAUGAUGCAGGAAAUGAGAGGGUUGAAGAUGUUAAAUCCCAAGAUGUAAAUUGUUGGAACCAACCGAACGAUUCAUCUGCCAAACCACAUGUUUGGGAUAAGGACAAGAUGCAUGGUCAAUCUAAUUCUGUCUGGGGUAGUCAGAGCCCAAAGGGUACCCAUACGGAGAGAUCUUCAGACAUUGGUGGUUGGAAUGAAGACAGAGGACAAGAUGAGUUGAAUCAACCAACAAGAUCUCCUGUUUGGAGUUCUUCCCCUAUUGAGAAGUCUUCAGAUGACAGCAGUUGGAAAGAAAAUAGAGCACACGAUUGGUCAAAUCGACCGACUAGAGCUCCUGGAUGGGGUUCUUCGAGUGCGGGUGACCGAAGAAACCAGAGAAGCCGUUCUACCCAGUCACCUGCACCUGUGGGGCCUGAUGGUCGGAAUGCUAAUGGGAUUCUCACUGCCACUGGAAGACGCUUGGAUCUAUUCACAUGUGAGGAAGAGAAAAUUCUUAAUGAUGUUGAACCAAUUUCCCUGUCGACAAAACGAAUUCUACAUAAUUCCAGCUACAAUGAUGGUGAUCGGCUAUCAGAUGAAGAUCAGUCCUGGGUACUCGAUAAUGUUUUUCAGCACCAUCCCGACAAAGCGACAAAAAUGGGUGAAAAGAUUGACUAUGUCACGGUUGGUAAGCACGACAAAUACCAAGGUACCAGGUGCUUUUUUGUCGUCUCCACAAAUGGUUUUAGAGCGGAUUUCUCUUACCUCAAAUGCCUGGAGAACUAUGUCAAGGAGAAGUACCCUGAUGGUGCUGAAGCCUUCAACCAAAAGUAUUUCAAAAAGCGCCGGUCAGAGGGCAUGAACCAGCAGCAAACGGGCAUGAACCAGCAGCAAACACAGUAGCUGUGGAUCCAACCCCCUUGGGAAGAUAGAACAAUGAGUUUGUGUAGUGGGUUUUUUACUGUGCAUUGGUCGUAUGUAUAUAUUUUCUGCCAUCUGCCCUUCCCCAAAUGUGGUUAACUUCUCGUUUGCCCCUUUUAACUACUGUAUAUAUUUGUCAUCUCUCUGAUGAAUGCACCACCCAAUUUGGGAGCGGUUCGGCCAUAUGGCUAA